CCACCGUCCCUCCACAUCCACAACACUACCCAUUUGGUCUCCCUCGCCGUUCCUACUGUACUCUCACUCUGGGAGGCCCUGCUUCCCCAUUAUAUAGAGAGAUACAGCCUUUAUAUAUUCCAGACGGCGUUCUCAUCCAUCCCUGGUGGUGGAGUUGCCGGAACCACCACCAUACGGACCCCUCUCCUCAAUAUGCCUGGGAUCCCCGAACCCGGAGGCUAUCAUUCGGUGCAUAUUAGCCAGAUCGAAACCGCGGAAGAGGAAGAACUACUAGAGGAGGAUGAACAACCUGUACAUCUGGAAUCCGGCGACCUAGAGCCAUCACCUGCUCGAGCCUAUAUCGUGAGAUCAUUAGCUCUACUGUGCGCCUGCUCAUUAAGCAUUGGGAGCCAUUAUGCUUCGUAUAUUUUGGGACCUCUCAAGUCCCGUUUAUCUCGUGAAAUGGGCACGAACAAUACAGAGUUUUCCCUCCUCAUUUCCGCGUUUUCAUUGAACAGCACUUGGACACCUUUAGUGGGAGGCGUAUUAGCCAGUAGGCUAGGCACGACCCUUACCAGUAUACUCGCUACAGGGGUAGUUUUCCUAGGACAAUUACUUCUCCUUAUCGGCAACCUCACCGGAAGCGUUCGCUUGAUGGCCUUCGGGAUGUUUGUCUUCGGAUUCGGUGUCAGCCCGCUUGCUGUCGUACAGGAGACUAUCAUCGUCCGAUUCUUCAAAUCGCAUGGUCUCGGAGUAUCACUCGCUCUUGGUCUGGUAGCAGGCAAAGGCGCAUCAUUUGUCUCCGCACGAACAUCAUACCCUCUAUCACAACGGUUUGGUACCCAUGCUCCAUUUUUCGUCUCUGCAGGGCUCGCCGCGAUGUCCUUUUGCAUCAAUCUCAUAUAUUUAUCUGCUGCCAAAUGGCUUGUUCGUGGCGCCGGCGCAGAAUUGGAGGCUUCGGAAAUACAUGCGGAAGCUAGCAAUCAAGCUUUACAGCAUAGGCGAUCUGGAUCAUUACAGAGCCUAUCCGAGGCGGAGGCUCUGAAGGAAGUAGCAAGGAAACGAAUGGUCAAGCUGAAGGACAUCACCAAACUCGGCGACGUUUUCUGGGCAUACAUUGGCCUGAACAUUUUCUGUGGAGCAAUAUGGGCACCAUUCACUCAUCUCGCAGCCAACGUUAUUCAACGACGUUAUGACAUUUCCGAGUCGAGAGCAGGUGAGGUGGCUUCGUACCUCCUUGCGGGUAGUGUCGUUCUAUACCCUAUUACGGGAUAUAUGGUGGACAUGCUAAAACAUCGUGGAAUCGUCUUACGCUUGUUCACAAUGUCGUCUCUCUUGACCCUGCUGUGUUACGUCUGGCUUGCGUUUCCACCCGAUUUGACUACUACGCCCAUGCCUGCGGUUGUCUCGUUUGCUGCUGGACAUGGCUUUGCCCCUCUGCUGCUGGUCGUUUUGGUGCCAGAGAUUGUGCCGCUCAAAUAUGUGUCAACUACUCUCGGCGCGCAUAAAGCGCUUGAACAAACAGGUUCAACCAUUUUUCAGACGUUAGCUGGCCUCGAACUCGACAUCAAGAGUGGGAAGUCAGCCCCCAAAGCCUUAGAAAUCGAUGGCGACAAGAGAGAUAUCCAGUAUCUGCUCAACGCUUUCGUUAUCCUAAACAUCCUGCAAUUGACAGGUAUUGUCGCGCUCAGAAAACUUGACAAACGGAGAAAAGACUUGGCUUCCCGCCGAGUCAGUGCUCUACUUUCCCCAGUCAUUGAAGAUGAGGACGAGGACCGGGAAGAUACUAGUCCAAAGUCACCCGAGGACGACAAUGCAUGGGAACAUGAAGCAACUAACACGAUAGGCAGAAAGCGAUACAGCACCAUUCGCAGUAUUCGCAGUUUGCGUGGUCGACCGUCGUCUACGUCUUCGCCAGAACAAAGUAUACCGCUCCUACGAAACGAGUCACCUUCUGUCUCGUCUUCAGCCAGAACUAGCCGAUUGAUCACAGAUCCCUCCAACAAUACCCCUCCAAUUCGUGUGUCUAAAGCCGAGGUGCGAAGAGGCAGAAUGUUUGCUAUUUCCAGCGGCGUUUUGAUCGUUCUUGCGUGGGUCCUUUUCAUGGGUACCGCUUGGUUGAGGUUGAGGUCGAGGGAGGAAAGAGGAGAAGUCACCUCUCAUGUCAUCUCAUGAACUACACGUUCCGUAACAUUGGACCUUUGUAUAGUUAUACCUCUGUACCACAUCUGUAUUCCUACUAUAUAUUGCUUUCCAACAUGUAUAGAAUUUACUUCUCAAUGUACCCAAUAACUCAAUUUACGGUGUGCUCCUAAGU
Molecule: messenger RNA, 2296 nt
Organism: Somion occarium
Lineage: Eukaryota; Fungi; Basidiomycota; Agaricomycetes; Polyporales; Cerrenaceae
Source: the annotation of a GenBank genome assembly